GCCGUCGUAGAACCAUCCUAUGCAGCACUAGCCUUAAUCGGCAGUCGAUACGAAACUCGAUGAGAUCCAUUGGCUUCUAUCUCGUGACAAAAGAUGCAGUGCCUAUAUGUGACAGCAGUGUUUGAUAUGUCCAAAACGCGCUCUUGUAUGUCAGCUGCGGAGGCUCGACAACGUCCAGCCAAGGCCCGCAGCGUCUACAUCGCCGGCAUCCUGCUUCAGGGACUUCCACUUGCUCACGCACAUGCGGCGCAUGAUCACUUUGACCAAGGCCCUGAGAAUUUCUUAAAAUGCGUCAAAGCUUCGUUGUCUCGGAGUGUUUCAGCAAGGUGGACUUCUGACGAAAAGCUAUUAUAUGAAGAGCUCCUUGGACACCUCUGCAACGUUGGAUAUCAUUUCACAAACUCCAUAUGUUCAGCUACGCGAUCGGGCCCUCUCGAGACUGUUCGAUCUGCGGCGGCGCACUAACCUGGCUUCGCUACAGGCGGGGUGUGAACCCCAGAAGCUUCAUCAUAUCGACGCCCUGACGACGCUCAAAAUACCCGGGAUCAGAUGAAUCAGGCGGUACGCGACAAGCUCCGUUGUUCCGCUCGCUAGCAGAGUCAGAACAGUUGGGCGUGGUUCUGAGUCCCGCAAGAAGUGCGCCGAUGAUGCGACUGGUAUGACACUAAAGUCUCAUGUCUGGCCACCUCCACGUAUUAUGUCUUUGCCAACUCUAGAACUCGGCAACGUCUCAAUCAUCUCAUAAUGGGGCCCUUUCAAU
Molecule: messenger RNA, 760 nt
Organism: Laetiporus sulphureus 93-53
Lineage: Eukaryota; Fungi; Basidiomycota; Agaricomycetes; Polyporales; Laetiporaceae
Exons: 2
Coding region: 94-465 (123 amino acids)
Source: RefSeq, a predicted model, not a curated record